AUGAAAUCAUCACUUUAAAAUAGCAGAAACACAUACAAUAAAUCACAUCGAAAUUAUUCUAUAAGGCCUACUUCCUCUUUGGCAGAAGAAAAUUAAGUUAGGAACUUUAGAAUGUUUUCUUAAACAUAAGGUUGUUCAAUAACAACAAACUAACCUCAAAGAAUAGAACUACCCUGUUUUUUUAACACUCCAGCUAGAUUUAAGAAUAUGAAUGUAUUAUUUAAUAUUAGCUAAAGAGAAAAAUAAAAUUCAAUUGUCAGAAAAAUAAAACGAUCCAAAAAGUCUUUAGACUCCAGAAUUAUCUAUUUAUUUAUAAUCUUAAAGAAGAUUGAAAGAUUAUGAAAUGUUGGCUUUUGCAUGUAAAAGAGCUGGAAGAAUUAAAGAUGAAGGAAGGGCUUAUUAUAGUAUGGGAGUAUUAUUGGAUAAUAUGGGAAAAUGGAGUUAAGCUAUAUAAUAAUAUGAGAGAUUUCUAAAAAUAUGUAUUAAAAUAGAUGAUUUGCAUGGAUGUGGAUUAGCUUAUAAUUGUAUAGGAGUAGAUUAUUAAUUUAUGGCUGAAACAAAUCCAAAAUAUAUAGAAAAAGCAAUUGAAUUUCAUAAAAAACAUGAAGAAGUUUCUGAUAGUAAUGGUAAAUUCUUGGCAUCAAUAAAUCUUGGCUUAUGUUAUGAUGCCAAUUCUUAGUUAUCUAUGUUUUACUUUUAGUAAGCUCUCAAACAUGCAAUAAAUAUGUCAAGCAAAUUAGGAUAAACAAUUGCUAUAGCUAAUAUUGGAAGAAUAGGAUAAAAAGGUUUAUAUGAUAAUGCUGAAAAAAUGAAAGUAUAAGUUAACUUACUCAUUUUUCUAGUUAUUUAUAGAAAAGUUUCUAUAAUUGGCAAAUGAAAUGAAGGACACAGAAAGUAUUAUCAAAGGACAUAUGAAACUAGGAACAGUAUCUGCUUAAAUGGGAUCAUAUAAUGAAGGAAAGAAUAGUUUUUUGAAGGCUUUAGAAAUGGUCGAGAAUGAUCGUUACUUAUAUUAAGAGGCUAAAUGUGGAUUUGCUAUUUCAAAUGCAGAAAUGAAUAUGGAUUAAUAUCUGAAAGAAUAAGCAUAAUUAUUAAAAUAAUGA
Paramecium primaurelia is the source of this 1103-nucleotide messenger RNA. The record is from the annotation of a GenBank genome assembly. NCBI's taxonomy places the organism in Eukaryota, Ciliophora, Oligohymenophorea, Peniculida, Parameciidae.